Drosophila rhopaloa is the source of this 1853-nucleotide messenger RNA. It is a transcript of the gene AdipoR, whose product is annotated as adiponectin receptor protein. The record is from RefSeq and is a predicted model, not a curated record. The coding region runs from base 214 to 1542 and encodes 442 amino acids. Gene Ontology annotation, biological process: adiponectin-activated signaling pathway. The transcript has 7 exons. Gene Ontology annotation, molecular function: signaling receptor activity. Gene Ontology annotation, cellular component: plasma membrane. Lineage: Eukaryota; Metazoa; Arthropoda; Insecta; Diptera; Drosophilidae.
GACCUUUCUUUUCCCGGAGGCAGCCAUACUGAUCGAAAAUUUAGGAAAAACAUAUGCAAGAAACUGCAGCUGUAGAUAAUUAAAGCAAGUGCAGCCAAUAGUUUUCCGCGCCAGUGUUGACUUCAAGGGCCUGCCGUUGAAGUAACGCCAAUUGCGCUACUUUCGAGUGAAUCUAAUUGCGGAGUGCCCGAGGGAUCCGGAAUUCGUAACGCCAUGGACUCAGCCACCAAUCUGCUGGAGCAGCACAGCUCGACGGGCGACUUGAGCAGUGGAGCCCCCGAAGUGGAGGUGAUCACCAAGGCCAGGGCCUCCUUUGCCAUGGAUUCCACCGGGAACGCGACCGCCGAGGGAGUGACCACCACCACGGCCACUCUGCGGGCGUCAGGAUCCGAAGAGGACAUCUUCGAACAGGUGCAGAUGAUCCUGCGCAAGCGACGCGGCUGGGGCCCAGAGGAUUCUCUCAGCGCCAAUGAUCUGGACCUUCUCGGGUACGACGAUGAGUUGGCCGAAGAGGAUGACGCCGGUUGCCCUCUGCCCUCCACCCCGGAGGACACACAGCUAAUCGAGGCAGAGAUGACGGAAGUGCUAAAGGCUGGUGUUCUAUCCGAUGAAAUUGAUUUGGGAGCAUUGGCCCACAAUGCCGCCGAGCAGGCGGAGGAGUUUGUGCGCAAGGUUUGGGAGGCCAGCUGGAAGGUGUGCCACUACAAAAAUCUGCCCAAGUGGCUGCAGGACAACGACUUCCUGCACCGCGGCCAUCGCCCACCGCUGCCCUCGUUCCGCGCUUGUUUCAAAUCUAUUUUCCGCGUCCACACGGAAACGGGCAACAUCUGGACACAUCUGCUGGGCUGUAUCGCCUUCAUCGGAGUGGCUUUGUACUUCAUAUCGCGGCCUUCGGUUGAGAUUCAAACGCAGGAGAAGAUCGUCUUUGGCGCCUUUUUCGUCGGGGCCAUCGUGUGCCUGGGAUUCUCAUUCGCCUUUCACACUCUAAGCUGUCACUCUGUAGAGAUGGGAAGACUGUUUUCUAAACUUGACUACUGUGGAAUUGCGCUGUUGAUCAUGGGCUCCUUUGUACCUUGGCUGUACUAUGGCUUCUACUGUCAUUACCAGCCGAAGGUUAUUUACCUGUCGGUGGUGUGCGUACUGGGCGUUCUCUCCAUCGUUGUCUCCCUGUGGGAUAAGUUCUCGGAGCCUGCACUUCGGCCCUUGCGCGCUGGCGUGUUCAUGAGCUUUGGCCUGUCGGGUGUGAUUCCAGCUAUUCACUAUAGCAUCAUGGAGGGCUGGUUCAGUCAGAUGAGCCGCGCCAGUCUGGGAUGGCUUAUUCUGAUGGGCCUGCUCUACAUCCUAGGCGCUCUGCUGUAUGCUCUUCGUGUUCCCGAGCGUUGGUUCCCCGGAAAGUUUGACAUUUGGGGCCAAUCACAUCAGAUAUUCCACAUACUGGUUAUUGCUGCUGCCUUCGUGCACUACCAUGGCAUCUCCGAAAUGGCAAUGUACCGGGUCAUGUACAGCGAGUGCACCGUUCCCAUCGAACCGAUAUCCUUCUAGAUGCUUAAGCGGAUGGCAAGAAACAAUCAUCGUAAAAGCACAUUCAAUCCCAUACAUUUUCCAAUAACAUUAUACAAAUUAUUGUGAAGUAGCACACUUUUACAAUGCAACCUUUUUAGCGUUUGGUGCGCAUUUGUACCUUGUUAAACAUAUUCGACGGAAUCAUAAUCAAGACACAAACACACGAAUUACGCGCAUUUAUCAUCAAAAUCUUUCAUCUUACAAAAGAAAACCUAGCAAAAACAGUUGAUUGUCGAAUGAAAUCUGCAGUAGAGUAAUUAAUAUAUGUACAAUUAUUUAUAAAAUUCCAA